Messenger RNA from Epithele typhae, 2370 nucleotides. RefSeq lists its product as uncharacterized. The record is from RefSeq and is a predicted model, not a curated record. The transcript is spliced from 2 exons. Bases 1 to 2370 code for a protein of 789 amino acids. Gene Ontology annotation, molecular function: protein binding. NCBI's taxonomy places the organism in Eukaryota, Fungi, Basidiomycota, Agaricomycetes, Polyporales, Epitheliaceae.
AUGACUUUUUCUGCAAACCAAGACAUUAAUGCUAGCCCAACAGAUGAGGCGCGCAAGGCUGGAGCCCCCUUCAACCGUGAGGACGCCGACUUCACCAUCAUCACCCGCGAUCACGUCGACUUCUACGUCCAUCGUUCUAUACUCUCCGUCGGCUCCCAGUUCUUUGACGGCAUGUUUACCGUCCCCCAACCUCGAGACACCGACCCGAUCCCUGCCAGCGUCCACGUUGUCGAAGACAGCACGACUAUCGACGUCUUCCUGCGCCUCCUGUACCCCUCGGAAGACUAUCUCGUCACAUCACUCGACAUUUUUGUCCCUGUCUUGGAAGCGGGAAGGAAGUUCGAGGCUCGGAAGAUUCUCAGCACGAUGCGACGACAACUCCUGUUCCCCUGCUUCCUCAACCAAGACCCUCUCCGCGUCUUCGCUAUCGCGUGUCGUUUCGACCUGGAAAACGAAGCAGCGAUCGCAGCGGUCGAGGCCGUCGUCACCAAUCGCGUCAUGGAUCAGUACUGCGCCGAUCUGGACGAAAUAGCAGCCGGGUCAUACUAUCGGCUCCUCGCACUUAACCGCAAGACCCGGGAGGUGCUGCCAAACGGAGCUCUCACGGUGGACACCGCCGGAGUGGCCCCAUUCUGUGAACGUGGGCCCUCUGUGCGGAGCCUUGUGGCGGUCCUGGAGCCCGGCAUGGUGGAGGAGGAGACGACAGCGGAGUUUAACGCCGAGGUCUCGCGAGAUCUCCCCCCUGACCUGGAGCUACAGACCGCGGACGGGCAUUCCUUCUUCGUGCACAAGACGAUCAUCACGCUCGCUUCGUCUCGUUGGCUGUCCAAUCUGGCGGAACAGGACACCCACACGACUUCCAACUCCUCCUCUCUCACCCUUCCUGUAUACCGCAUGAGGGAAGGCGCCGAUGUCGUCCUUCGUCUCUUGGAAGGGAGCUACCCGUCGCACACGAUUUCCGAUCCAGGGGCGUCUGCUAUCGAAGUAUUUCGCGCAGCCGCGAAAUAUAACCUCACCAAAGUCGCCUGGUUGAUGCUCCCCUCCUUGCGCAAGGAAGCCGCCUCCCGCCCUUUGGAGCUCUACUUCAUAGCUGCCGGGUCGGGCUUGCGUCGCGAAGCACAGGCCUUUGCCUAUGCAGUCGUCAGGAAGUAUGGUGACGCAACUUCGAUAUCAAAGGUGUACGUCCCCGAAAUGGAGGACGUGCGCACUCCAGCCUUCCGAGACCUGCUACUCUACGCAACAAGAUGCUUGGAAGCCGCGGCGGAGGUGGACACCGUCAACCGGCUCCCUCGGAUGCCGCGCGCCGCCAGCCCCGCAGUGAACAAUGUCCUGGCCGCGCUCUUUCCCGAGUCGCUCGAGCUGCACAACCCACCGAUGUGGCUGAGCGACGACAUCGUCGUCGAGCUCAAGGAGGCGGUCGUCCGUCGCGAGGCCUUCUCCCGGUCCCGGGGCGGGUUGCGGCUGCUCCUCGAGGCAGAGAGCAGUGCCUCUGCGUGGUCUUAUGGGGAGGAUGUCUACCCGUCAUCGGAGCGCAGGCUGGAGUGGGCGUUGGCGUUUCUUGAGAAGUACGCGCAAGCGGUGGACGUUUCGAUGAGAAAGCGCGCGAUGUCAGUUCCCACAGACCAGGCUGCUCCCGAUCCACCUACUCCAGUCCCAAUUGAAACACGCAAGGCGCAGGCACCAUUCGACCGGGAGGACACGGACCUUAUCAUCCGCACCAGCGAUCACGUCGACUUCUAUGUCCACCGUCUCGUCCUCUCCCUGGGCUCCGGCUUCUUCGAAAGCAUGCUCACCCUGCCUCAAGCCGAAGACACCGACCCCGUUCGGCCGUGCGUGGACGUCGUCGAAGACAGCGCGACCAUCGACCCAUUCCUCCGCCUCCUGUACCCCUCCGAGGACCACUCCGUUGCUUCUUUCGAGACCAUCAGCCGCGUCAUCGAAGCAGGAAGGAAGUUCGAUUCACCCAAAAUCAUAGGCCUGAUGCGCAGGCAGCUCUUGCUCCCGUGCUUCCUCGACAAGGACCCUCUGCGCGUCUUUGCGAUCGCAUGUCACUUCGACCUAGAGGACGAGGCAGAGGUAGCGGCUGUCAAGGCAGUAGUCGCCAAGCGCGUCACGGAUCGAUACUGUGUCGAUCUGGAUUGGAUCGCUGCAGGGUCGUAUCAUCGCCUUCUCGCUCUCAACCGGAAGAUCCCACGGGUGGUCGAUGGGAUCUCAACCGUCGACACAACCGGUUUGGCUCCCUUCUGCAGGCGCGGACCCUUGUCGGAAAAAGCCGAUCGGCAUUGCAAUGGCUCCGCGUUGAGACGCCCUUGCAAGCGCCUUUGCAAUCGAUCGCCAUGCCGGCCCGAGAUUGCAAUGGGAACGCAAUGA